AUGGCAGCAGCAGCAGCAAUGUGGGGGAGCUCGCCGGAAGAGCAGCGGAAGCGCAAGGCCAGGAAAGGAGAGGUGGUUGUGGAUCACUUCGGCAAACACCCUUUGCAGAACAGGUGGGCCCUGUGGUUCUUCAAAAACGACAAGAGCAAGACCUGGCAGGACAACUUACGGCUUGUCACCAAGUUUGACACUGUGGAAGACUUCUGGGCGCUAUAUAGCCACAUCCAGCUGGCUAGCAAGCUGACAUCUGGCUGUGAUUACUCCCUCUUCAAGGACGGCAUUGAGCCCAUGUGGGAAGAUAACUGGAACAAGCGUGGUGGUCGCUGGCUGAUCACGUUAGCCAAGCAGCAGAGGCACACAGACCUUGACCGUUUCUGGUUGGAGACUCUGCUCUGCCUGAUCGGAGAGAUGUUCAGUGACUACAAUGAUGAUGUCUGUGGGGCAGUCAUCAACAUCCGUGCCAAGGGAGACAAGAUUGCAAUCUGGACCCGGGAGGCAGAGAACCGGGAUGGGGUUAUCCAUAUCGGGCGUGUCUACAAGGAGCACCUGGGCCUGUCUUCAAAGGUGGCGAUUGGUUACCAGGCGCAUGCAGAUACAGCCACCAAGAGUAGCUCCCUCAUGAAGAACAAGUUUGUGGUGUGAAGGAGUUAGGAUGGAGCAGAGGAGUGGGCCGGAUGGAGAUGUGUUGGAAUCUAGUUCAUGUCUGCUUUCAAUAUUAAAGUAGCGGGAUCAAACAUUCUGUGUGUAUGUGUUUCCUUGGACUGGAGUGGUGUGGAAGUUACUGGCUCUUAGCAUUAAUGUUCUUCUGGUUAGCUUCAUU
Messenger RNA from Varanus komodoensis (Komodo dragon), 820 nucleotides. It is a transcript of the gene EIF4E1B, whose product is annotated as eukaryotic translation initiation factor 4E family member 1B. Gene Ontology annotation, molecular function: translation initiation factor activity; RNA 7-methylguanosine cap binding. NCBI's taxonomy places the organism in Eukaryota, Metazoa, Chordata, Lepidosauria, Squamata, Varanidae. Gene Ontology annotation, cellular component: cytoplasm; eukaryotic translation initiation factor 4F complex. Gene Ontology annotation, biological process: translational initiation. The coding region runs from base 1 to 642 and encodes 213 amino acids. The record is from RefSeq and is a predicted model, not a curated record. The transcript has 7 exons.